Molecule: messenger RNA, 3047 nt
Organism: Populus euphratica (Euphrates poplar)
Lineage: Eukaryota; Viridiplantae; Streptophyta; Magnoliopsida; Malpighiales; Salicaceae
Product: pentatricopeptide repeat-containing protein At1g09820-like
Exons: 2
Coding region: 111-2306 (731 amino acids)
Molecular function (GO): protein binding
Source: RefSeq, a predicted model, not a curated record
GCUUUGCUUCCUACGAAACUCCAAAAACAUCCACAACUUUCUCCUCCUCCUCCUCCUCCUCCUCCUCCAAUGGAGACUCAAAAUUAACAACAACAAAAAAACACAAGACAAUGCUAAAGCUCCUGUCUUCCACUUCUCGCCAAAUCCAAACCCACCUAACAUCCCCAUGUCUCCGAGUCACCACCGAGUCACAACCGAGUUCCUUUGUAAAUUCUCUGAGUUCACUCACGGGUUUGGCUCAGAGGAACCAUAAAAGUCUUAGUUUUUAUCAAAGAGCCUUCUUUUUCUGUGGUUCUUCUUCCGGCGAUGCCGGCGAUGGAGGUGGGUUUGCUGAGGUGGAGGUCAGGAGUGGUGCCAGCGAGACAGAGGCUGAAGUUGGUGCUGCGGAUGCUAGUGAUUCCUCGGCUAUUGUGCCUUCUAAUCCUAGACUAGAGGAUUAUUUACCGGUGUAUAAAUGUUUGAAACUCACUCUGGAGUUGGUGAAGAAAGAAAUAGAAAUCAGCAAGAUCCAGGGAAGAUUUCUACAAGGAACCAUUUUCCCGAGAAACAAACAAGGAAAAAGGCAAUUCAGUGCAUUAUCGUUAGACGAAUCCCUCAGCCCCGCCAUUACAAACAUUAUAUCAAACCAACACUGGUCAAAACUCAAAGCCCAUCUCCAAAACACAGACCCCAACACGCUCCUUCAACAGUUGCUCAAUUCUGGAGCUGAUCCAGAACUCAUUUUAAGGUACUUUACUUGGUCACAGAAAGAGUUUAAGCUUUCACACUCACUAGAACUCACUUUUAGAAUCUUAAACUCACUUGCACUUACCAAGAAGUAUUCAAAGAUUAGAUCUUUUUUAGAUAAGUUUGUUAAGCAUGAGAAGGAUUAUUCAGUUUCUGCUAUAUUUCAUGCUAUUCCUAUGAGUGGUGAUUCCUUUUGUGUUAAUUCAAUAUUAGCUGAUAUGUUGGUAUUAGCAUAUGUGCGAAAUUUGAAGAUUUUAAGGGGUUUUGAGGCAUUUAAGAGAGCUGGUGAUUAUGGUUUUAAGCUGUCUUUGAUUUCUUGUAAUCCAUUGUUGAGUGGUUUGGUUAAGGAGAGUGAAAAUGGGGAUAUGGAGUUUGUGUAUAGGGAAAUGAUUAAGAGGAAGAUUGAGCUUAAUGUAAUUAGUUUUAAUAUUGUGGUUAAUGGGUUGUGUAAAGUUGGGAAAUUGAAUAGGGCUGGUGAUGUUAUUGAGGAUAUGAAAGUGUGGGGAGUUUCUCCGAAUGUGAUUACAUAUAAUACUCUCAUUGAUGGGUAUUGUAAGAUGGGUAGAAUUGGGAAGAUGUAUAAAGCUGAUGCUAUUUUGAAGGAGAUGGUAGCGAAAGGAAUUUGUCCAAAUGAGGUUACUUAUAAUAUUUUGAUUGAUGGGUUUUGCAAGGAUGAGAAUGUGUCAGGUGCUAUGAGGGUGUUUGGAGAAAUGCAAAGGCAGGGUUUGAGACCAAAUGUUGUGACAUAUAAUAUACUGAUUAAUGGGUUGUGCAGUGAUGGAAAGGUUGAUGAGGCUGUUGCUUUACGGGAUCAAAUGGUUAGUUCUGAUUUGGAGCCGAAUGUUGUGACUCAUAAUGUGCUUAUAAAUGGCUUCUGUAAGAAUAAAACAGUGAACGAAGCAAUCAACUUAUUUAAUGAUAUGGAAAAACAAGGAGUAGAUCCUAAUGCCAUGACAUAUACCACGCUGAUUGAUGCUUACUGUAAGGAUGGAGGGAUGGAAGAUGCAUUUGCACUAUAUAAUAUGAUGAUAGAUAGAAGGAUUUUCCCUGAAGUUUCAACAUACAACUGCUUGAUUGCUGGUUUAUGUAGUAAGGGAGAUGUGAAAGCAGCCCGGAAUCUUAUCAAUGAAAUGGUCAGUAAGAAAUUGAGUGCUGAUGUUGUCACAUAUAACAUACUGAUAGAUUCGUUAUGCAAAAAAGGGGAAUCGAGAAAGGCAGUGAAACUCUUGGAUGAGAUGUUUGAAAAAGGAUUAAACCCAAGUCACGUGACAUACAAUACUUUGAUGGAUGGAUAUUGUAGGGAAGGAAAUCUUCGGGCAGCAUUGAUUGUGAGGACACGGAUGGAGAGAAAAGGGAAACAAGCAAAUGUUGUCACAUACAAUGUGCUGAUCAAGGGUUUUUGUUUGAAGGGUAGGCUUGAAGAUGCAAAUGGGCUUCUCAAUGAGAUGUUGGAGAGGGGUUUGGUGCCUAAUCGGACAACUUAUGAGAUUAUUAAAGAGGAAAUGAUGGAGAAAGGGUUUGUUCCAGACAUAGAAGGACAUGUAUAUAAUGUUUCUGAAACCAACGUAAAGAGAAGAUAAAUUGUUCACUGUCGCCAUUACAUAUCAUUUGAUAUGCAAAUGCUGGUGUGGGAGGAUGUUGGUUGAGUCUUCAUCUGGGAACUUGUACAUGAAAGCUUAAGCUCAUCUAGAUGGAAUCUGAUGCAUUUUGGUUGUUGGAAACCUGACCUUCAUACGGUACUUCUCACAAGUCCGUCUGCUCCUGAGUACACUUGGCCAGUUGCUGGAGUUUGUCACCCCUAACCAAUUCAAUGCAUAUAUUUAACAUUCGAGCUAUUUUCUUGUAUGGCAAAACAAGGAGUGGAUCCUAAUGUCACAGCACGCACUACAUUGAUUGCUGCUCAUUGUUAGGAUGGGAAGCAGCAUGCAUUUACCUAACUUUGUUAACAUUAGAGAAAGGAGUUUUGCCUGAUGUUUCGACACCUAGCUGCUUAAUUGCUGAUGCAUGUAGAAGGGAGUGAUCAAACCGACCAGGAAUCUCAAAGGCGAGUUGCUUGGUGAGGGUUCUAGAGCUGAACUUGUUACUAACAACACAUGGAAAUAAUUUCCGUUUUAAACUCUAUAUUCUUUGUAGAGAAACCCAUACAAAAAGGGUAGAAAAUCAGGAAAGAAAAAAAAUUUUAAGGAAAAAAUUAACAAUUUUAAAUGGCAAUAAUUUUGGAGAUUUCAACUUCUCUUUGUGUGUGUGUGUGUAACCUGAAACCAUAAUGAAUAUUAAGGAGCAGAAGAAAUGAAGCACUUUCUCCCUUUCGUUUCACUAUU